Bathycoccus prasinos is the source of this 588-nucleotide messenger RNA. RefSeq lists its product with no specific name. The transcript is spliced from 2 exons. The coding region runs from base 1 to 588 and encodes 195 amino acids. The record is from RefSeq and is a predicted model, not a curated record. NCBI's taxonomy places the organism in Eukaryota, Viridiplantae, Chlorophyta, Mamiellophyceae, Mamiellales, Bathycoccaceae.
AUGGACAAAGAACAGAGAGCGAAAGAGAGAGAAAAAGAGGGGGAGAGGGCGUUUUAUCUGCUUUCUUCUCUCUCGAUCUCUUUUGUCGUGGUGGUGUUGUUUUGGUGUUCUCUUCUGCAAUCUUCUUCUCCUAUUGAACGCAAACGACGCGGUAUUUGUUACUCAACGCACCACCACGGUCGACGACGAAGUGAUUUAUUAUGGUCGUCGUCGUUUACGUCGUUUACGUCGUUCUUCUUCGUCUUCUUCUUCUUCUUCGCGAGAGCAAAGAAGGGAAAGAGAUUAAGAAUUUUACUCUCCUUGCGUUACCUUCUUCUUUCUCUCUUCUCCCUUUUUCGGUGGCAAAAUCUAAUUUUAUCAUCCUCCCUCCUCUUUCGCCUCCGCCUCCCCUUAAAAAAUUCUGACCUGUUUUUCCUCUCUCCCUUUGUUGUUUUAUCUUUGGGCGAGUGGUUUAUGAAGUACGCGUUGAAAGACUCAAAAGGAACCGGCGCUGGCUACGAGGACGACUUGAAGAACAACCAAUACAAACCGAAGGGUAACUUAUCCGCCUCGGUUGGCGGGUCGUUCAAAGGGGCGAACGAUGUAUAA